AGUAUGGAGGACGAUUUUACUUGUCAAGUCAAGAAGAUGGCCUUGGCCAUGGGUGCUUCCCUGACUGAUAAAGAUCUUGACCUGCUGCCUUCAGACAUGAGGCAUCACGCUUCAUUCAACUACGCCAAGUUCUUUGACUACAUGCAGAAGUUUCUGACAUCAGAUGAGCGGGAGAUACACUUGCGAAAGGCCUUCGAAGUGCUUGACAAGGAUGGCAGUGGCUUCAUUGAAUGGAAUGAAAUCAAGUACAUCUUGUCCACAGUACCCAGCAACAUGCCAGUGGUGCCCUUAUCAGACGAAGAGGCUGAAGCCAUCAUCCAAGCAGCUGACACAGAUGGGGACGGACGAAUCGAUUUUCAAGAAUUUUCCGAUAUGGUCACAAAAGAGAAGAUUCCAAAGAAGAAAUAA
This is a messenger RNA of Varanus komodoensis (Komodo dragon), 408 nucleotides long. RefSeq names its product parvalbumin like EF-hand containing (gene PVALEF). The transcript is spliced from 4 exons. Lineage: Eukaryota; Metazoa; Chordata; Lepidosauria; Squamata; Varanidae. The coding region runs from base 4 to 408 and encodes 134 amino acids. The record is from RefSeq and is a predicted model, not a curated record. Gene Ontology annotation, molecular function: calcium ion binding. Gene Ontology annotation, cellular component: nucleus; cytoplasm.